CUAUGAGCCCACCGAAAAAAAUGAAAAGAUCCAACUCCAAUUCCAACCAUCAUCAGUCGUCGACUAGCACAGCAUCAAAAACAAAGAAAGAAGGAAGGAAGGAAGGAAGGAAAGAAAGAAAGAAAGAAAAUGGCAUGGAGAGGACAACUCUCUCGCAAUCUUAAAGAGCUUCGGAUUCUGCUCUGCCAAUCAUCGCCUUCAAGUUCAUCUGCUAGAGCAUUCGUGGAGAAUAAUUACAAGGACCUCAAGUCUCUCAACCCUAAACUCCCCAUUCUUAUCCGUGAGUGCAAUGGGAUCCAGCCUCAGUUAUGGGCUAGAUUUGAUAUGGGUGUUGAGAGGGGCAUUCGGUUGGAAGGUUUAUCUGAGGUACAGAUUUCGAAGGCCCUAGAAGACCUUGUGAAAGUGGGGACAGCACUUAAAGCUUGAUAUUGUUGCUGUUCAGAUGUAAGGAUUGGAAUAAAUUAAUCUGCGGGAAAUGUACUUUGCAAUUGCUUUUUGAGCGGCUGAUGCUCAAUAUUAUCUUUUAUAUUUUCAUUUUUCUUUUCCUAUAACCAGCAUGGCCUGCCAAUUUAUCCAGCCUUGAACAUAUUGAAUAUGUGAUAGUGCGUGACCAAUUCUGGAUAGUUA
This is a messenger RNA of Ricinus communis (castor bean), 627 nucleotides long. RefSeq names its product NADH dehydrogenase [ubiquinone] 1 alpha subcomplex subunit 2. The coding region runs from base 130 to 426 and encodes 98 amino acids. The record is from RefSeq and is a predicted model, not a curated record. The transcript is spliced from 3 exons. Lineage: Eukaryota; Viridiplantae; Streptophyta; Magnoliopsida; Malpighiales; Euphorbiaceae.